Marchantia polymorpha subsp. ruderalis is the source of this 1791-nucleotide messenger RNA. The record is from the annotation of a GenBank genome assembly. Lineage: Eukaryota; Viridiplantae; Streptophyta; Marchantiopsida; Marchantiales; Marchantiaceae.
CUGGCGAUCGGUGAAAGAACCAUGAUGACAACGGAAAGCAGAAUUGGCCUGGUGUUUUGACGGCACAUCUCAUCUGGACAGGAGAGAUGUGGUUGUAUGCUCGGUCAUUGACCGACCGCUCAUAGAUCUGGAGACUGUAGCGGCUAGUGGCAGCGAGCUGCAUCUCUUCUGUGGGCCUAGAUGCAAGCGGGUUUAUUCUGUUCAAUCCAGGAAAGUGUCUGGCCGAUCCCCACGUGAGGAGAGGUCAGAAGGUGUGAUUCGGGAAGGGGUUCUAUAAAAGCCUCGUAAAGCUUAGAUACCAAUGUCCAAGUCUGCCAAGCACAAUCUGCCUGCCACCAGUAUAAGCCUGCAGAUUUGGGAAGAUUCACAAGGGAGCCGGGAGGCGGAGGAAUGGAGUCAUAGGGCUUAGUAAGCUCAUCAUCGUGAAGUUUGAAUUCACUGAUAAUACUUGGAAGUUGGCUUCUGACAUUCGCAGCCAUGGCGUUCGUUGCCAAGACUGCAGUUCUCCUCCUCUUGUGGGGACUGCUUCUGUUCUGGACAAUCGAAUGGCUCAUAUUUCCCACGGAGCCAGGAAUGGAGUACAAGGCGGGAGCCAUUAAGGACACUCGAUCAGAUUUCUUGGACUUAAGUGGACCCUACUAUCUCAUGUACACUCUGCCCGUGUUCCUCUUUGCGACUCUUACUCUCGUUUACUUGGAGCUUCUACGAAAGUAUCCUGAGCGAGAGCAAAGGACCAGCGAGCUGCCGAAAUGGAGUCGAUUUUGGAAAAAAAUUUCAAAUGCCAUGUGGACACAGCCUAUCCUAGUGGGAACUCCGAUGGGUAUUUUGACAGGAGCCGAUUUGGCGUUAAUCACUGUUGUGGGCUUUGGUUUCCUUUGGUUGUUCUGCAACCAGCUGCUGCCUGCUCUUGACCUCGUCGAUCACACCCAGAUGAGGCCUGGAAGAGAAAGAUGGAUGAUAAAAGUGGGAAGAGUUGGAACUUGGACUGGACGCGCGUGGUACUUGCCCAUGGCCCUUUUGUUCUUCCCCAUUUCCAGGGCGUCUCCAAUUCUGCGACUGCUGAACAUGCCAUUCGAGCACGCUGUCCGAUACCACAGAUGGCUCGGUCACCUUUCCCUCUGGGUUCUGUUGACUCACUCCAUCACGUUUUCUCUCCACAUCUACUACACUGGAGGCCAAGUAGCCGAUGGAAUUUUCAAAUGGCCGAGAUUUGGUGUGUCCAACUUGGCAGGAGUAAUUGCCAUGAUAGCUGGAAUCGUCUUAUGGGUCACGUCCCUGGAAGUCGUUCGCAAGCGAUUCUUCGAUGUAUUCUACGUCACUCACCACAUGUAUCUUCUGGUCUUCGCCUUCGCCGCCUGGCACGUCGGAGAAUUCGCCUCCUACUACUUCCUGGGCUGUGUUAUGCUCUACUUCAUCGACCGCUUCCUGCGCAUGGUUCAGUCCCGAGACGCUGUGAGCGUUCUGUCUGCGCAGGUCCUACCCAGUGGGGUCGUCAGGCUCAGGUUCCCCAAAUCUCCAAGUCUGAGUUACAAAGCACUGGGAAUGAUCUAUAUCAACGUUCCGAGCGUUUCACGCUUUGAGUGGCACCCAUUCAGCACCACAUCCAGCUCCCUGGAGAACAGCAACGACAUGUCCAUAUGCAUCAAGCCACUCGGAGGAUGGACCCGCAGCCUGUUGGACUCUCUCACCGAGUCCGAACCCUCGAAGAACAAAUCUGGAGGCUGCCCCUUGCCACUCAAGCUAUUCGCCGAAGGUCCCUACGGUCCCGAGAGAGACUACUUCCUCAGGUAG